AUGUCAGACCCGUCGCUGAACGCCACUGAUGGCAAUGCCACCAAUAAGCGGAAGCGAGACAGCAGUGACAGCGCUGGCGUUCCCGAUUCACAGCGUCUAAACCGCUCCUCCAACGGUAGCAACGGCAGCGUCGGAGGAGGCCCUGACCCGCAGACUUCCUUUCCGCACAAUCCGUUGGGUGCCUACGACACCCACGGCCUUCCCACCUCCUCUAACGACAUCGAGCAGCAGAUUAUGCAACAUGUUGGUUCUCAGAAUGGCGUCUCGGACGAGAAUGCGCUCACAGCCAAGGCCGCCCUAGACGCGCAUCCCCCCCCGGCAAAGUACCCACCACUGCCGUCGGACAAUGCGUUUGACACGAAUCUGGCGCAUACCUUGACGUUUGGCGAUGAUAUGAACCCGUCAUCCCUGGGUCCCGCCCAUGGUCACAAUUCCACCGCGGCCGCGGUCUACGCGGCGCGAGAAGCCCAAAGUAUGAACCAGAAGCCGUCGGUUGGCUCGCCAGAAUGGCACCAAAUCCGCAAAAACAACCACAAAGAAGUGGAACGUCGGCGUCGUGAAGCUAUCAAUGAAGGAAUCAAUCAGAUCGCCCGCCUUGUCCCCAACUGCGACAAGAACAAGGGUGCCAUCCUCCAGCGGGCAAUUGAAUACAUCUGCCAGUUGCACGAGGAGAAGAAGAACAUGACCGAGCGUUGGGAACAGAGCAACAUGACGACAACCCAUGCCAUUAAUGAGAUCAGCGCACAGAACUCCAAGCUAAAAGCAGAGGUCAACCGCCGGGGCGAUAUUGCACAGAAAUGGCUGCAACGCUGCCGCGAAGCAGGGCUUGACUUUGACGACUACGAGGAGUCCAAAGAGCUAGAGUCCCUAGAAGUCGAUCAAGGGCAAGUCUAG
Molecule: messenger RNA, 894 nt
Organism: Penicilliopsis zonata CBS 506.65
Lineage: Eukaryota; Fungi; Ascomycota; Eurotiomycetes; Eurotiales; Aspergillaceae
Exons: 2
Coding region: 1-894 (297 amino acids)
Cellular component (GO): nucleus
Molecular function (GO): DNA-binding transcription factor activity; protein dimerization activity
Source: RefSeq, a predicted model, not a curated record